Molecule: messenger RNA, 1608 nt
Organism: Penicillium chermesinum
Lineage: Eukaryota; Fungi; Ascomycota; Eurotiomycetes; Eurotiales; Aspergillaceae
Exons: 8
Coding region: 1-1608 (535 amino acids)
Molecular function (GO): acyltransferase activity
Source: RefSeq, a predicted model, not a curated record
AUGGACGCUCCCGCCAAUGAGGAGGAACAAGCCGCGAAGCAAAAUUCUACAAGCACCAUGUCUACAUCCCCGAAAGUACCGGUCCUGAUCGGAGUCGGUGAUUUCACCAACCACUCCACCCGUAUCGAAGAUGCAAAGGAGCCAAUGCAGUUGAUGUUGGACGCCAUCUACAACGCCCUGCGCGAUACAGGAUUACCCACCGAUCGCUGGCGCCAGCUGCAACAACAAAUCGAUAGCGUGGAUGUAGUGGCGACCUGGUCCUGGCCCUACAGCGACUUGCCGGGCUUGAUUGGAGAGAAGUUGGGCGCUCAAUUGAAACAUAAACGAUUGAGUGAACAUGGGGGCAACUCGCCCGGACUGAUGCUUCACCAAUCGGCCGCGCGGAUUGCCGACGGAACCUGCAAUGUUGCUCUUGUUACCGGAGGAGAAGCGCUGGGGUCUUUGGUUGCCCUCCAUCGCGCAGGCAUCAAGGACCCCACGGGCUGGACUCGUCGCCCUGAAGGAGAAAGCUCUUUGCUAGAGAAGAUGAUGACGGGCAGUGUUACGGCCGAGUCGGUGGGAUCCAAACAUGGCGUCAACCAGGCCAUUCACGUCUAUCCCUUGUACGAGAAUGCACUGCGCGCUCACCGCAGACAAACAUACGAGGAGAAUCUGCUUGAAUCCGCCAAGCUGUAUGCUUCCUUUUCGGAGACGGCAUCGAAGAAUCCCGCGGCGUGGAAACUACGGCAAACCGCCUACAUCAGCCGAGGUCCUCCAGCAGGCAAUCCCCUUUUAAUGAAUGCGUUCAAUAACGUGAACAUGGCGUCGGCCUGUCUCUUGACUAGUGAGGCAAUGGCAGCUCAACUGGGCAUUCCGCAGGAUCGCUGGGUGUAUCCAGUUGGGGGUGCGGGGUUUGAGGAACAUAAUGAUUUCUGGAUGCGACCGAGUUACCAUGCAUGCCCUUCCGUGGAGAAGGCUAUUGACACUGCACUCGACUUGGCAGGGAUGAGGAAGGAUGAGUUGGAUGUGCUCGACGUCUACUCCUGUUUUCCUAUUGUCCCGAAACUGGUGUGCCAGCAUCUGGGCAUUUCGAUUACCAACCCUCCCAAGCCCAUCACACUGCUCGGGGGCUUAACUUCCUUCGGCGGAGCUGGGAAUAAUUAUUCAGGCAAUCGAGCGCACAUAUUGAAGGCAUUGGUGGCGAUGACUCGGGAAUUGCGCAAUUCCAACAAGAAAAACGGCCUCGUCGUUGCCAACGGCGGUUUCCUGACUCAUGAGCAUGCCAUCAUCUUAUCGAGCUCGGCGCCGCGAAAAUUCGGAUUACCUCUGGAGCAGGCCCACCACGACGUCUCAGCCGUUGGGGUGCCUCGUUUUACGGAGCACGCGGAAGGUGACGCAGUUAUUGAGACAUAUACUGUCGAAUUCAAUCGGAAGGGCCAUCCAGCCCGCGGAUGUAUUGUCGGCCGGCUCUUGAAAGACCAGCAGCGGUUUCUGGCGAACCACGGCGAUGAGACCACGCUGACCCAGUUGGCCAGCACCACAGUUGAGCCGAUCGGGCGCAAGGGGAGGGUGUCUCGAGGGUCGGAUGGGAGGAACUUGUUCACCUUUCAUCCCAAUUCUCAUCUCUAG